Anguilla rostrata (American eel) is the source of this 2850-nucleotide messenger RNA. It is a transcript of the gene agfg1b, whose product is annotated as ArfGAP with FG repeats 1b. Lineage: Eukaryota; Metazoa; Chordata; Actinopteri; Anguilliformes; Anguillidae. The transcript has 11 exons. Gene Ontology annotation, biological process: spermatid nucleus differentiation; acrosome assembly; intermediate filament organization. Gene Ontology annotation, cellular component: cytoplasmic vesicle; membrane; cytoplasm. The record is from RefSeq and is a predicted model, not a curated record. The coding region runs from base 224 to 1597 and encodes 457 amino acids. Gene Ontology annotation, molecular function: GTPase activator activity.
CAAACUAACCAUCCUUUUAUGAGGCUGGAAGACGGAAGUGUACGGGAGUCAACAGUGGUGCGACUGUUGAUUCAGCCGCACAGUGCUUUCCGUGCUGCCUCUCUGUAGACACCCUCUCCCCGUGGAUUUCAGCCUCCGUAUCCUGCGCUCACAUUUGGGAAGCUGCUGAUCGUCCUAUUCCGCCCAGUGUCUACGCCCUUAUCACCGACAGUCGGCCCCGGCCAUGGCGGUGAAUGCGAAGCGCAAGCAGGAGGAGAAGCAUCUGAAGAUGCUGCGGGAGAUGACGAGCCUGCCGCCCAACAGAAAGUGCUUCGAUUGUGACCAGCGCGGCCCGACCUACGCCAACAUGACCGUGGGCUCGUUCGUCUGCACCACUUGUUCGGGCAUACUGCGCGGCCUCAACCCCCCCCACAGAGUGAAGUCCAUCUCCAUGACGACCUUCACGCAACAGGAGAUCGAGUUCCUGCAGAAAAACGGCAACGAGUUCUGCAGACAGAUAUGGCUGGGACUGUAUGACGACAGAACCUCGUCCGUUCCAGAUUUCCGCGAACCCCAGAAAGUGAAGGAGUUCCUCCAGGAGAAGUACGAGAGGAAGAGAUGGUAUGUCCCGCCGGAGCAGGCCAAGGUGGUGGCCUCUGUGCACGCCUCCAUCUCGAGCUCCCCGGGCAGCAGCACCGGCAGCACCCCCGAGGUCCGCCCCCCCCUCAAAGCUCUGCUGGGAGAGUCCGGGUCCCCCGCCCACCUGAGCAGGAGCACGCGCAGUCAGUCUCCAGUGGCGAGUCGCGCUCAUGCCCAGGCCCACCAGGCCCACCAGGCCCAGGAGAAGAAGUUCGACCUUCUGAGCGACCUCGGAGGAGACAUCUUCGCCGCCCCUCCCUCUCAGGCCGCCGGCGCCAACAGCUUCGCUAACUUUGCACGUUUCAACAACCACCCGGGUGGUGGCGUGCCCAACAUGGCGGCUCCUCCUCCAGCGCCCGCGGGGACGGCGGCGGCUCAGCCGCAGGCCGGCAUGGUCGGCGGAGACCGCUACGCCGCUCUGGCAGAGCUCGACAGCGUCUUCAGCGUCUCCUCCUCCUCCUCUUCCCCGGCCGCUGGGACCGCCCCCCCAGGCAGCGUGUACGGUGCAGCUGCGGGGAUUGCACCUGCCCCAGCGCAGCAGGUCUUACCCAGCAUGCCCCAGGGCUUCGGAGCUGGGCCUUCCACAAACCCUUUUGUUGCUGCUGCAGUUGCCCCGGCAACAGCCCCUACCAACCCCUUCCAGACCAAUGGGAAAGCAGUGGCAGCAGCAGCUCCCUUUGGUACAGGCUCUAUGAGCAUGCCGGCAGGGUUCGGAAACUCUGCUGCCUUCAACCUCCCGACCAGCUUCAGCGGAACCUUCCAGCAGCCCAUCCCAGGACAGGGCCCCUUUCCCCAGCCCCCGGCCUACCCCCUGCACCCCAACGGUGCAGGGUGCGCCCCGUAUGGACACGCUAAACCUGUGGUGACCCCGUUUGGUCAGGUCAUGUCGGGCCCCGGGGUGUCCAGUAACCCCUUCAUGGCGGGCGCUCCCGCAGGCCAGUACCCAGGAGGAAGCUCGUCCACCAACCCCUUCUUAUAGCGCACUUCCCCUGCUCCGCCACCAGGGGGCGCUCUGGCGCCUGGCCACCAGGCUCCUCCCCCCCACAGUUUCGUUUCGUGUGCAGCAUUCUCUUCGAUUCUAUAGCACCGUUUUGUUUUCUUUUCAAAAGCGACUAUUGAAAUGACGACGGCGGCAGCGACGGUUGUGGCGACAACUUUCAGUGACAAACAGAACAGAACAUUAAACAUGGUAACAGGGUGCAGCUGGAUUUUCUCUCUCUCUCGCUCUCUCUCUCCAUUUCUCACUUUGCUAGCUGCCCACCCAGUGCACUGUAGAGACAUGUAUAUUCAAGCUGGCUAAACGCAGAGUCGUUUCAAAUACCGCAUUCAUUAUGCUGCAGUUCUGUACAUAAUUGUUUCUUAGAAAAAGAUGAUCUUUGUGCAUAUCGGUUUGUGCAUAUUUAAGGCCUAUAAUUGUGUGAAGUCAGAGUCUUUUAGGGGAAAAAGGGAUGCAAAAGAUCUAAAGCACAGGUCAUGAACAGGGUUGUAUGGAGGAAGAGGAGGAGCAGGUGUGUUUGGGGAAAGAGGAUGAGCACUGAUCAGCUCUGGUGUGUUUGGGGGAAGAGGAGGAGCAGUGAGGAGCAGGUGUGUUUGGGGGAAGAGGAGGAGCAGUGAGGAGCAGGUGUGUUUGGGGGAAGAGGAGGAGCGGUUGAGGAGCUCAGGUGUGUUUGGGGGAAGAGAAGGAGCAGUGAGCACCAGGUGUGUUUGGGGGAAGAGGAGGAGCAGUGAGCAGCAGGUGUGUUUGGAGCAACCAGAGGAUUCAGACCGCCUCUUUGGUGGGAGACGUGACUGAUCCUUUCUAUUUGGUGUUACAGAAAUUUAAGUUAAUCUGUAAAUAUAUACAUAUAUAAAUAUUAAAAUGGAUUUUAAAUAAAACAUUCUCUUUUUUUUUUUCUUCUUUUUUUUGUAUUUCUGUACUGUUCAAGUUUAAAAUUCCCAUUUUGUGACCUUUGCCGAACAGAAAGGCAUUUCUUCUGUUCAACCAGUCACUGGAUGUGGUCAGAUUCUGCCCUGCAGACUGCUCCAGGAUCAGUGCGAACCUUUUGCACCUAACGUCUGGGGUUAGGCUCGUGGGUUGAAUUAAAUGAUCCUGUGUUGGCUGUUGAAGGGCAGGAAUUACCCAGAAUGCUGCACUGUUUCCAAAGCGAUGUGGAAGACUUCAACUAAUGGCUGAGCACACCGCACUGAACUCACUGGAAAAAAAAUGCUUUAAAUAAAAUUAUUUCUACUGUU